CGGCGGCGCUGUGGCUCGCUGGGAGCCGGGCGCCUGCAGACACAAAGGCUGGUGGGUUGUAUGAGCAACCGGGGAGCCGGCAAAGGGAAAGCGAAAGCCGGGGGCGCGGCAGGUGACGGUGAAGGCGCUGCGCAGUCCUCCGAACCCUCCAGACGUCGGCGGUACCGGCGCCUGCACUCCUGCGCCAGUGGGGCCGAACCCGCGCGCCUCAGCCAUGGCUAUCGCCCACCUGGCCACCGAGUACGUGUUCUCGGACUUCUUGCUGAAGGAGCCCUCGGAGCCCAAGUUCAAGGGGCUGCGGCUGGAGCUGGCAGUGGAUAAAAUGGUCACGUGCAUCGCGGUGGGGCUGCCCCUGCUGCUCAUUUCGCUGGCCUUCGCGCAGGAAAUCUCGAUCGGUACCCAGAUAAGCUGUUUCUCCCCAAGUUCCUUCUCCUGGCGUCAGGCUGCCUUCGUGGAUUCUUACUGUUGGGCUGCCGUUCAGCAGAAGGACUCCUUGCAGGGCGAUUCUGGACACCUUCCACUGUGGCUGCAUAAGUUUUUCCCCUACAUCCUGCUCCUGGUUGCCAUCCUCCUGUACCUGCCCUCCCUGUUCUGGCGUUUUGCAGCAGCUCCUCAUCUUUGCUCAGAUUUGAAGUUUAUCAUGGAAGAACUUGACAAAGUAUACAACCGCUCCAUUAAAGCCGCAAAGAGCGUGUGUGAUCAGGACAUGAGAGACGGUGCUGGCCCAGUUCUGGGUGUUAAUGAGAACACAGGACAAAGUUUGUGGGAGAUCUCUGAAAGCCACUUCAAGUACCCAAUUGUGGAGCAGUACUUGAAGACGAAGAAACACUGUAACAAUUUGAUCGUCAAGUACGUCAGCUGCCGGUUGCUGACCCUCAGCAUAAUACUGUUAGCGUGCAUCUACCUGGGCUAUUACUUCAGCCUCUCCUCCCUCUCAGAUGAGUUUGUCUGCAGCAUCAAGUCGGGGAUCCUGAGAAAUGACACCACCAUCCCCGAUCGGUUUCAGUGCAAGCUCGUCGCCGUCGGCAUCUUCCAGCUGCUCAGCUUUAUCAACCUCAUGGUGUACAUCCUGUUGGCUCCCGUGGUUGUCUACACGCUCUGUGUUCCGUCCCGACAGAAGACGGACAUUCUCAAAGUGUACGAAAUCCUGCCCACUUUCGAAGUCCUGCGUUUCAAGUCUGAAGGGUACAACGACCUGAGUCUCUACAAUCUUUUCCUGGAGGAGAACAUAAGUGAGCUCAAGUCCUACAAGUGUCUGAAGGUGCUGGAGAACAUCAAAAGCAGCAGCCAGGGUGUCGACCCAAUGCUUCUCCUCACGAACCUUGGCCUGAUCAAGAUGGACGUUGUCGACGGCAGAGGACCCGAGACUGUGGAGAUGAUGGCACAGGAGGAGGAGGACCCGACAGCAGAGCUCAAAGAUUUGAAUGCACCCAGUGAAACUAAAGUAAGCAAUGGAGGGAAGGAUGCUCGGCAGAGACUUCUGGAUUCUUCUUGCUGAAGGUUUUUUCCUUUCAACUUGAGAUCUGUGACUUCUGUGAGGUGGGAUUUGUAACGGCUGAAGCACUCGGUCGGGUUUCCAGCUGGUUUGCAGCCAGUGCUUCUUGGUAGAGACACUGAGCGUGUCUUAUCGAGUCCCUGAUGAAAAUUACGGUCAACAGAAUGGUGUGGAAGUAAGGUUCAUGGACUUCCAACGAGAGGCACCAUGGAGAUAAGUGAACCACAGCAAGUGUUGAUGUGUAAGUCCUCAUCGAAUGGAAAGUGGAAAGGCUCAUCAAAGAGUCAUAGCCCUUUGAGUGCCUCAGAGGGACACCUUUCUGUGGAGAUAGUGCAGUGAGACUCAGAGCUACCAGCAAUGACUUUGGGAGGCCUUAUUUUUAAUUUGUUUUAGGAAAAAAUAAUAAACAUGUCAGGAUACAAUUUUAAUCUGAGUCUCCUCUGUGUUAAUAACUGUUGGACAAGAGAAACAUCCACCGACCCACAGGCAGUCCUGCUCCCGGUGGUGUCCUAACCUGGGGACGGUGCUGGUGUCUCUUCACACUGCUGCUUGUCACCCUGGCUAACUGAAAUCGCUGACCAUGGUUUGUCGCACUCUGCUGGGAAGGGCUGCGGGCCCAUGCACUGCUCUGACGGGAGACUUGGUGAACGAGAUGCG
Molecule: messenger RNA, 2152 nt
Organism: Panthera uncia (snow leopard)
Lineage: Eukaryota; Metazoa; Chordata; Mammalia; Carnivora; Felidae
Gene: PANX1
Product: pannexin 1
Exons: 5
Coding region: 215-1498 (427 amino acids)
Biological process (GO): positive regulation of interleukin-1 production; monoatomic cation transport
Molecular function (GO): channel activity
Source: RefSeq, a predicted model, not a curated record